Myxocyprinus asiaticus (Chinese sucker) is the source of this 4718-nucleotide messenger RNA. Its product is annotated as protein mono-ADP-ribosyltransferase PARP8-like. The transcript has 26 exons. Gene Ontology annotation, biological process: endoplasmic reticulum unfolded protein response. Gene Ontology annotation, cellular component: membrane; intracellular anatomical structure; nuclear envelope. Gene Ontology annotation, molecular function: kinase binding; protein serine/threonine kinase activator activity; NAD+ poly-ADP-ribosyltransferase activity. Lineage: Eukaryota; Metazoa; Chordata; Actinopteri; Cypriniformes; Catostomidae. Bases 425 to 3004 code for a protein of 859 amino acids. The record is from RefSeq and is a predicted model, not a curated record.
CGUGGAUGCGAUCACAGGAUUCCCACACUCAUUUCCUCCGUGUGCAACUUCAGCUCUGUCCGUAACGGUCGCCUACGUUGGUUUCACUUACUUGCGUUAGCGUUUCACACUCUGUGGCUUUCACCAUCGCCAUUGUCGGGUUCAGCAGAGUUAUGAGGACGAUUGAGAGAUGCUUCCGGUGUAAAAGUGAUAUCUUUCUGAAAGCUGUCGCGAGGAAGAGCUCUCCUGCGCUGUGUCGAUGCGAUCGAAGCUAUUGUUAGACGAGAUGCAACGGUGUCGAUUGGCGUGACACACCUGGGAUUGUUUCAGCAAAGACCGUAUUUCUUAUGUUCCUCACAUAUAUCAUCGUGCCUGCAAGAGGAGACAUUUCGUUUUAUUUUCGCUGAAUAUAAGUUAGAGAAGCCAUUCUAGUGUGUGUUAUUUCAUGGGGAUGUGUUCAAGGCAAGAGAGGAUUCAAAAAGACGUCGACAUCGUAAUUCAAAGGUGUAAGGCAGAUAAAGACUGCCUAUUUUCUGACUUUCGAUUUUCUGACUCCACCUUCACAUUCACCUAUUCAAAGGGAUCUAAGAGGGUGUCCUAUUCUGUUCACGUCUCUGAUGAUUAUCCAGAUAACACGUAUGUGUCUAACUCUGAAAACGAUGAUGAAGUGUUAGUCACCAGGGAUCCAAUACCUGUGAUUUUUCACAGAAUUGCAACAGAAAUACGAAUAAAUAAUGAUGCCACCAGCUGUCUGUCUAUUAAAUCAAAACUUCAAAUCGACAAAAACUCGUACCAUUAUGCUAUAGAGGAGGAUUCAGAGGGUGAUAACGAUUCUGAGGAGUUCUACUAUGUUGGACAGGUGAAUUAUGAUGGGGAGCUUCACAAACACCCCCAGCUGGAGGCUGAUCUGGCAGCCGUGAGGGACUUAUAUGGCCAUCAUGCAGUAUCUCUCAGGGAAUAUGGUGCAAUUGAUGAUGUGGACAUCGACCUACACAUUGAUGUCAGUUUUCUCGAUGAGGAGAUUGCACUUGCCUGGGAUGUGAUCAGGAGCGAACCUGUUAUUGUGCGACUUCACUGCUCCCUUACACAGUAUCUGAAUGGACCAGUUCCCACUGUUGAUGUGUUUCAAGUGUCUUCAAAAGACAGAUUUGGACUAGGACAUCAGUUGAAAAAAAUAAUGCAAACCUUUGUCACACAGCAGUGGAAGUGUCAGAGCAAAGAUAAACUCAUCAGCCCACACAGCAAAAAGCAAAACGAGAAGAAGGUGAAGUCUCCCCUGCACAUUUUUUCAACUCUUCGCAGAUCCCCCAGCUACCCUCCUCCAGGCUGUGUGAAAAGCAAAAAGAAGCUCAAACCUGAGCAGGAUGGCAUGUCAAAAUCCCACCGUCUUUUGCGGCGAACGUGUUCCAGCACCGUAAAGCCAGAUAUGGAUGGCUGUGUCGGCAAGUCGCACAAGCUGCUGGGCCACUCCAUCUCCAGCGACCCGCGAAUGGAGCAACAUCAGCCACUUAAGCAGCCGCACCGGCUGCUGCCGAGGCCCUGCUCGACUGCCGUGAAACCAGAGGACUGCCCCCCGCUGCGGCCUCAUAAACUGUCACCGCGGCCGAGCAUGGCAGAGCCCCGCUGCGAACACGCUGCUGGCAGUGGCGAUGGCGGUGCUUUGAAGCCUCACCGGCUCCUGAGCCGCUCCUGCUCGAGCAGCGUGCGGACUGAAGAGCUGGAUGGCCUGAAGCACCACCACCGUCUGCUCAGCAGGUCCUACUCUAGCAGCACCAAAAUGGGCAAAGCCAACAUCUUCAAAGAGCCUGUCACUGAGAGCAGACGCCUCUCCCUUACCUCAGGGCUAAUUGGCAUCCUGGCCCCAUCACUCUCUUCCACUCCUCAGCCAAACAUUGGAGCCAAAUCCAUUCCAGUCAAAGACAGAGGCUUCCUUGUGCAGACUAUGGAGUAUGCAGAACAGCGUAUCCCUGUACUGAAUGAGUUUUGUGUUGUCUGUGAUGAACCUCACGUGUUCCAAAAUGGACCAAUGCUCAGACCCACAGUGUGUGAGAGAGAGUUAUGUGUAUUCGCCUUCCAAACUCUUGGGGUCAUGAAUGAGGCGGCUGAUGAGAUUGCCACUGGUGCUCAGGUAGUAGACCUGCUGGUCUCCAUGUGCCGAUUUGCUCUGGAGUCGCCGAGGAAAGUUGUCAUUUUUGAGCCAUACCCUUCUGUGGUGGAUCCCAAUGACAUGCAAGCACUUGCUUUCAACCCCAGGAAAAAGGACUAUGAUCGAGUGAUGAGAGCACUUGACAGUAUCACAUCUAUCAGAGAAAUGACCCAGGCUCCAUACCUGGAGAUAAAGAAACAAAUGGACAAGCAUGAUCCACUGGCUCACCCACUACUGCAGUGGGUGAUAUCCAGUAACAGGUCACACAUAGUGAAGCUUCCUGUUACUAGACAACUGAAGUUCAUGCACACUCCCCACCAGUUCCUCCUGCUCAGCAGUCCGCCUGCCAAAGAAUCCAACUUUAGAGCUGCCAAAGGCCUAUUUGGAAGUACCUUUGCUUUCCAUGGAUCACACAUUGAAAACUGGCACUCCAUUUUGAGGAAUGGUUUGGUCGUGGCAUCAAACACAAGGCUUCAGCUCCAUGGUGCAAUCUAUGGGAGUGGAAUCUAUCUCAGUCCAUUAUCAAGCAUAUCCUUUGGCUACUCAGGGAUGAAUAAAAAGCAGCAGAAGGUUGCUUCAAAAGAUGAAACUGCUGCCAACAAGUCCAACAUUCCUUUGCAGUCACAGAAGAAAGGCCAGCAUUCACAGUUUCUGCAGAGUCGCAACCUGAAAUGCAUAGCCUUGUGUGAAGCUAUUACAUCUCCAGACCUGCACAAGCAUGGUGACAUCUGGGUAGUUCCAAAUACAGAUCAUGUCUGCACACGUUUUUUCUUUGUUUAUGAGGACGGACAGGUAGGCGACACAAGUAUAAACACACAGGACCCCAGUAUUCACAGGGAGAUCCUACGAGUCAUCGGCAAUCAAACAGCCACUGGAUGAGUUGGAACACAAUACCGCUGCCUUGACCUCUUUCUCAAAGCUGGACAUUUGAGCGUAGGAGGCCAAUACCUUAUGUAUUUUUGGUAACCACAGAACACACACAAAACACAGAAAAAAGGAUAUUCACAGUCUUCAAAAAUAAACACACUAUUUAUACUAGUCCCCUGGGAUACAUGCAUAUUUACACUGGCUAUUCAAACUAUAACCAUUUUGCUAAGUUUAUAAAUAAAAGAUACAUUUUGAAAAAGCAUGGUAUGUCUCUCAGUUCAACUGGUGGACUACUUAUUUUUUGUAAAGAAUACAAAAAAUGAAAACACUUUCAAGAAUAUUUUGAGACUUUACUGGAGAAAAUACAAUAUUCCUGUGUGGAUAUGCGCCAUCUGAUCUUGUUUACUAAGAGUUGUACUUGUUAAAGUACAUUAAUUUGUAUAUACAAAAGGUGUCUAUAUGCACUUUAUUUUUCUUAAUGUAUGAUAGUUGUUUUAAAUUUCCAUAUAAUCUUAAAUGCCUUCAAAAGACAGAAGUACAGUAUUUAUUGUUGGGCAACACAAGCAAACAACUCCUGAUGUUGAAGACACUGCAUUGAGAGCUGAUGGGGAGAUUUGACAAGUGUAGUUUAAAAAAUCCCCAUGCGACACUUAAUAUGACAUGCUAUUUAAAAGUAACUGUCAGUUUACAAUUUCUAAAGGCCUAAGUUUAGGACUUUUCCCAGAUUAAUCAAACCUGCCACUUUACUCAUUUAAAUCAAAUUAUUUAAAAUAUAUUACUGUAAAAUUAUUGUUUUCAUUGAGGAGUGAAUUUACCAACUAUGAAAAAGAGAGUUCAGAUAAAAAUAAUAAUAAUGAAAAAAAAAUUAUCUUUAUAUACUUGGCAGCAACAACUAAAAAUAAGAUGCAUGCUGCUUUCCUUAUAUUUUCAAAUCAAUACUUUUCCUUGGUAUUGUUAUAGAAGUUUUGAUAAAUAAAAAAUCGGCACCCAAAUGUACAAUGUCUUUGGAUAUUUCAAUAUAAAUCUUUUUCUAAGGUGAUUUUAAGGCAGAAUAAGUGUUUGCUGCUUGUUGUUUAUACAUUGUAAUGUAUUAACGGAAGGUCCAAAUGUGAGUAUUCUGUUCAGCUUUUGCAGUUCUUUAUAGUGAUGUUUAGACACCUGUGUGGUUGUUCAAAUUACUUUCUGAACAUAAAUUAAAUUGUUGAAUCAUUAAAAUCACUAAAGCUUUUUUUUUUUUUUUUUUUUUGAGAAUGAAUGAUUCAGAAUCUGUGCAUAAAAGUGUAAAAUUUGAGAAAAUGCAUUUUUACACAAAAGAUGUAGCACCACAACAUUUUUCUUAUUUACAGGUUGAUGAUGGGCAGAAUAAUGGGUUUUAUUAAACUAAAGGCAUAUUAAAUACGUGGUAUUGAUCAUUUUGUGUGGAGAAAAUAUUAUUUUCCAUGAGACUUGAAAUACUGGUAAAUCAACAUGACUUUCACUUGCAAUAUAUUCCUCUUUAUUCAAUUGUAGAUUUAAGUGCUCAGAAUGGUGACAGCUUAAUAUCACAAAAACAUGUUUUUGUAAGUAUAACAAAACCUAACUGGUUGAUAACUAUCAUUUAAAUCUCCUUAAAGUAUUGAAAUUCCUAACUACUGAGGAUAUUUCUAACAUUCAUGUACACACUUAUAACUGUAUAACUGCUUAAAACAUAUUAAAGCAACAAAAUUAUUUUUUAUCUUUCACUUUA